AUGGACUUCCCGCUGGCGCUGGUGCUGCUGUCCACGCUCGCCCUGCAGGCGGCCGCCGACUUCGACGGGAGGUGGCCGCGGCAGCUAGUGUCCUCCAUCGGCCUGUGCCGCUAUGGCGGCAGGAUUGACUGCUGCUGGGGCUGGGCUCGCCAGUCCUGGGGACACUGUCAACCUUUCUACGUCUUAAGGCAGAGACUAGCCAGAAUAAGGUGCCAGCUCAAAGCUAUAUGUCAGCCACAAUGCAAACAUGGCGAAUGCAUCGGGCCAAACAAGUGCAAGUGUCAUCCUGGGUAUGCUGGAAAAACCUGCAACCAAGAUGAGCACUCCUACCCAGCUCCUCUUGGUCAAGGCAGUGAACAGCCUGUGUUGCAACCCCUGGAUCAAGCCACAAGUGUACCUUCGAGGGAUUUGAAUGAGUGCGGCCUGAAGCCUCGGCCCUGUAAGCACAGGUGCAUGAAUACUUAUGGCAGCUACAAGUGCUACUGUCUCAACGGAUACAUGCUCAUGCCGGAUGGGUCCUGCUCAAGUGCUUUGACGUGCUCCAUGGCGAACUGUCAGUAUGGCUGUGAUGUUGUCAAAGGACAAACUCGAUGCCAGUGUCCUUCCCCUGGCCUCCAGCUGGCUCCCGACGGGAGGACUUGCGUGGAUAUUGAUGAAUGUGCCACUGGAAGAGCCUCCUGCCCUAGGUUUAGGCAGUGUGUCAACACUUUCGGAAGUUACAUCUGCAAAUGUCAUAAAGGCUUCGACCUUAUGUACAUUGGCGGCAAAUACCAGUGUCAUGAUAUAGACGAAUGCUCCCUAGGGCAGUAUCAGUGCAGCAGCUUCGCUCGAUGCUACAACGUCCACGGAUCCUACAAGUGUAAAUGUAAAGAAGGAUACCAGGGCAACGGGCUCACCUGUGUGUAUAUCCCAAAAGUCAUGAUUGAACCUUCAGGUCCAAUUCACACACCAAAGGGAAAUGGUACCAUUUUAAAUGGAGAUGAAGGACAUAGCAACUGGAUUCCUGAAGUUGGAAGUACUAGGUGGCCUCUGAAGACUCCGUAUAUUCCUCCUGUCAUUACCACCAGGCCCACUGCUAAGCCAACACUAAGACCUACACCAAAGCCAACAACGCAACCAACUCCAUCACCGCCACCACCUGCCCUGCCAACAGAGCUCAGAACACCGCCACCGCCAAUCCCAGAAAAGCCAACCACCAGGCUGACCACUGUAGCACCAGCCACCAGUACAUCUGCAGGAGGGAUUACAGGGGACAACAGGAUACAGACAGAUCCUCAGAAACCCAGGGGAGAUGUAUUCAUUCCACGGCAGCCUUCAAAUGAUUUGUUUGAAACAUUUGAAAUAGAAAGAGGAAUCAGUGCAGACGAUGAAGCAAAGGACGAUCCAGGUGUUCUAAUACACAGUUGUAAUUUUGACCAUGGACUUUGUGGAUGGAUCAGGGAAAAGGAAAAUGACUUGCACUGGGAACCCGUCAGGGAUCCUGCAGGUGGACAGUAUCUGACAGUCUCGGCAGCCAAAGCCCCAGGGGGAAAAGCCGCUCGCUUGGUGCUACCUCUCGGCCACCUCAUGCAUUCAGGGGACCUGUGCCUGUCCUUCAGGCACAAGGUGACGGGGCUGCACGCAGGCACACUCCAGGUGUUUGUGAGAAAACAUGGGGUCCACGGAGCAGCCCUGUGGGGAAGAAAUGGUGGCCAUGGCUGGAGGCAAACAGAGAUCACCUUGCGAGGGGCUGACGUCAAGAGCGUCAUCUUCAAAGGUGAAAAAAGGCGUGGUCACACUGGGGAGAUUGGAUUGGAUGAUGUGAGCUUGAGAAAAGGCCACUGCUCGGAAGAACGCUAACAUCUCCAGAACUAGCAGUGAACUACUGGGUCUUCCCCUCUUCUUGUUUCCAAUCCUCACCUUCUCCCUCUUCUCCCCCCUCAGCAGGCCUAAGAGAAGAGUGGGUCAGGAGAGAGUCUGCUUGGUGACUCAUGUCUCACUGGCCUGCUUUUGCAAUCCCAGUGAGCAGUGACAGGGGCACCUGUAGAUGCACACAAAUCACCUUUGGGUGUUGCCUUCCGCCCUGUGUCUUUUAGGAAGGCUUUUGGCGUGGGUUAUCCAUACCUUCUUCCUGAUUAUAAGAUGCUCCUUAUAGCAGAAUAUAGAAGAAGUUUUCAAAAGGAAACUGUACAAGUGACCAUUCUCUUAUCUCUUCAGUGUUGUACUGUGGAGUAGUGUUGAUGUCCCUUGAGAUGUACAAUGUACCUGUGAAACUGGCUUACCCUCUUCACUUUAGGUAGUUCUGGCCUGCCCUGAACCCUGACCUUUACUGUUGAUUGCUUUGUAAAACAAGGGUGUGUAAUAUAUCAAGAUGCAUCUAUUCUUAUUAUCUGUAUUUUUCUUUUAAAGAUAGUUAUGUAGAGUGGGCAUGUAAUCUCUCAUAAGUAGUAGUCCAUUUUGUGUAAAUGUGUUAUUAAGUAUUUACAUGUUUCUAAUAUUUACAGACUCUAGUUGCAAAAUAAAAGGCAGCUUGUGAUCUCUUG
Ochotona curzoniae (black-lipped pika) is the source of this 2522-nucleotide messenger RNA. It is a transcript of the gene NPNT, whose product is annotated as nephronectin. Gene Ontology annotation, molecular function: calcium ion binding. Gene Ontology annotation, cellular component: membrane. The transcript is spliced from 14 exons. The coding region runs from base 1 to 1839 and encodes 612 amino acids. The record is from RefSeq and is a predicted model, not a curated record. Lineage: Eukaryota; Metazoa; Chordata; Mammalia; Lagomorpha; Ochotonidae.